Messenger RNA from Nematostella vectensis (starlet sea anemone), 3046 nucleotides. Its product is annotated as E3 ubiquitin-protein ligase RNF216. The record is from RefSeq and is a predicted model, not a curated record. Lineage: Eukaryota; Metazoa; Cnidaria; Anthozoa; Actiniaria; Edwardsiidae. The transcript has a single exon. The coding region runs from base 88 to 2196 and encodes 702 amino acids. Gene Ontology annotation, molecular function: zinc ion binding.
UGUUUUUCCGCCAUUUUCAAGAGAUUUCUCGCAUGCUUGGCUUAUUUCUUGGAAGCUGCCAUUAAUUUUGAUAUUUUGUUUGUAACAAUGGAGGACAGAGCCGUAAUACUGGAAGCCUUGCGGCCCAUGUUUCCACAGUGGAGUGACAGAGUACUCUCAAAUUGCAUUCAAGAAGUGCAUGAGAGAAUGCAGGGCAACCCUGAAAUGAUUCUUCCGACUGCCAUCGAUCGACUACUUGCAUUACCUUCAAACAACGAAGACGACAGACCAGUCGAAGUACUGCAUAAUUUCCAGGGUGCACCAAAUGCAUGGAAUGAUAAAGCGUUAAGGAGGGAUACAAGCAUUGAACGCAAUUCCUUUAGCGAUGACGAAGAUGACUUACUAACGCCAGAAACAACCUAUUCGAAGAGUACCUUAUCGCGGUCCUCAAGUUCAUCAAGCAUUCAGGUUAACAGUUUAGAUUAUGAUAGUGAUAAUAAUGAUGAUAACGAUGACUUGUUGUACGUGUCAGCAUCAACUCGCGAUGGUAAAGAACUGUUGUUUAUUAAUGAUACUCCACCAGCUCUACCUCUGAAGCCUGCAAACGGACCACCAUUACAAGAGGCAGCAUUCUCGUCGAGACACACUGUGGAGGUACAUGGGCUGGCUCAUCCUUCCAUAACACAGCCUCCUCCAAGACAUUCACCACCGCAAACUCCUGUACCACCACCUCCACCUCUUCCACCGUUUGCCCAAGUAUCCUUACCUCCUCUUGAACAGGCUUUUUUAGAGGUGAAAAACCUGUUUUGUGAUGUGCAGCAUGACUUUCUCCGGGGAAUUCUCCAACAGUGUGUGCUGCUCCCUGUUCAUGACAUUGUAAACCAUGCUUGUAACCGUCUCCUGGAGACACCAGGAUACCCAAAGCAAGACUGCAAACCAUCCACUUCUUCUGAGGUCAAGGAUGUUGUGAAAGAUGAUGUGAAUGUGGACUAUUUCAAGGAAUACAGUUCUAUGGUUUCAUAUCAUUAUAUAAUGGAGUGUACACGCUUACUUGAGAAUGAGUACCCUAUGGUGUCUGUACGAGACAUCAGGGCAAUCUUGACAAAAUACAACCACCACUAUGCCCCUGCAUGGAAGAAAAUUGAAGAAAGUUUGCCAUACGCUGUUUCAUAUCCAUCAUAUUCAAGCUAUAACUCUCCAAUGAAUAGAUCAACCAUUGCCACAAAUGCAAGGAAAUCCCCUUUACCAUCAGGAGUUUAUCCAAUGAAACUUUUAAAGGGAAAAAGAGCUCAGAGGUUCAGCUCCUUGCCAGUUUUCCCCAACCUGCAGAAAGAAGUGGACUUUAUUUCAAGUUACAAGAAGAGUAAGGUGACAGAGGUGGAUAGGAAGCUUGCUGUAGAGAUCAACGAGAAGCAGUAUGUUGAACAGGGGCAGACCAUAGAGUGUGGAUGUUGCUAUUGUGAUGUGGCUUUUGAGGAUAUGGUACAGUGUCUUGAUGGACACUUGUUUUGUGAGAACUGUUUAAUGAACUAUGCCAAAGAGUCUGUGUUUGGUCAGGGAAAAGCCACACUAAUGUGCAUGACAUCAGAAUGCAACAGUAGCUUCCCCUUGAGUCAACUAAAGAAAACUCUCCCAGAGAAUAUCCUGUCAAAGUAUGAAGACCGGCUACAGGAAGAGGCGCUGUCUCUGGCAGAGAUGGAAGACCUGGUGCGCUGCCCAAGCUGUGAGUUUGCAGCAGUUCUUCCAUCUGGGAACAAAAUUUUCAAGUGUCUAAAUCAGAAAUGUGGUAAAGAGACCUGCAGGCACUGCAAAGAGAACUGGUCUGACCACUUUGGACUCAAGUGCUCUGAGAUUGAGAAAAAAGGAGAGAAAGACUUGCGGAUAUCGUAUGAGGAGAGAAUGACCAUGGCGAAGAUCCGCAAGUGUCACAAAUGUGGCUGUGAGUUUACUAAGUCUGAUGGCUGCAAUAAAAUGACGUGUCGCUGUGGAACUACACAAUGCUAUGUGUGCCGUAAGCCUGGGAUAAGCUAUAACCACUUUUGUCAGCAUGCGCGGGAUCCUGGAAAGGGUUGUUCUCAGUGUAAAAACUGUUCCCUGUGGACAGAUCCGUCAAAGGAUGACAACAUGGCAGUCAAGCAACUAGAAAGGAAGGCGAAGGCAGCUAAACGACAGAUGCUUGAUCAAGAUAAUGUUCCAGGAAAAAAGCCAAAGCUUUGAUGUAUGGCAGUCAAUAACUGGAGCAAAAAGCUACAAAUACUCAAUGAAUAAGAUUUCUACAUAGUGGUAGAUGGUUGUAUGACUAGUAACAGGAUUCUAGAGCUGGGUGAAAGGGUUUUCUGGGUCAUUGUUGGCUAGCUAAACUAAAGAAACAAUUGCAACUCUUGAAACCCCGCAAUAUCCAUCGUUCUCAUAAAUUUCAGCAUUUCAAGCAUAAGUUUGAUUUAUUAACUUUUUUUCAAAGUUCGGUUUUGGAGAACGUAUGUCACAAAAAGAUUGGUAUACAAUAAUUGCCGUUUAAAAAUGUAAGAUUGGCUAUGCACUGUUUUCAUGGUAGAGAGAUUUGUCAUAGAUAUUGUCAUUUUUUCUGAUGGUUCAACGGUAUCAAUGCAGUUUACAUGUAGCCCACCAAAUUUAGCCCUAUUAUUUUGUUACUCCCACUGAUAUUUUUUCAUGUGCUAAUAAAUUAUUACUAAUUCGUAUAGAAAGGCAAUUCAAAUUAUCUCAAUCUAAAGUGAAAUUUCCUUAAUUUCUAUUAUGUCUGCCAAUAUUCAGAAUAAGAUGGCAUGAGUUUUGCCUGAAUAACCUGUUCAUGUUUUCAUAUCAUUAUUCAAUUUAUAUUAUCAAAUUGAUUUAUUUUGAAUGCUAAAAUAAAAUGACAAACUGAAACCAGGAAUAAUAUUUUCUGGGAACAUACUAUCAGGAGUAGUUGCCUCGGAGGGGCGUAAAGUCAGAUUGAAGUGUAUGUUCCAAAAUUUGUCAACACGGAUUUUCGCCCGCGCCAAACUUAUAUAUAACGUUAAAAGCUUACAAAAUAAAAAUGGGACUUGUGUAUAACUUGCAUAUGGAA